CCCGAACGUCCAACUUUUCCGACGAAAUGGUUCCGUCACCGGGUGGAUGAGUGGAGCAGUGAAGUGCAGCUUGUACUUGCCCCAUUCAAUCAACCAGGUCGCUUCUUUGCUUUGCCUGGAGUGCAAGCUGCAAGUAUCCCUACCGUGCCGUACAGUACUCUUGAGUCCAUGGCAUCACGUCAGCCAAUUCUGAAGUCGUCG
Pyricularia grisea is the source of this 201-nucleotide messenger RNA. RefSeq lists its product as uncharacterized. NCBI's taxonomy places the organism in Eukaryota, Fungi, Ascomycota, Sordariomycetes, Magnaporthales, Pyriculariaceae. Bases 47 to 193 code for a protein of 48 amino acids. The record is from RefSeq and is a predicted model, not a curated record. The transcript is spliced from 2 exons.